Messenger RNA from Siniperca chuatsi (mandarin fish), 1992 nucleotides. RefSeq lists its product as uncharacterized. Bases 300 to 1424 code for a protein of 374 amino acids. Gene Ontology annotation, biological process: DNA integration. The transcript is spliced from 12 exons. NCBI's taxonomy places the organism in Eukaryota, Metazoa, Chordata, Actinopteri, Centrarchiformes, Sinipercidae. The record is from RefSeq and is a predicted model, not a curated record. Gene Ontology annotation, molecular function: sequence-specific DNA binding.
UAGGGUAAUAUCAGAAAAUAAGUAUUUAUGACCAGUAGAUAUAAUUAACAAAUGUUGAAUAUUUACGUCAACAGGGUUUGAUACAAGACAAGCAAAAAUAUACUCUAUAUUCUGCCGAAUUAUUGUAAGAUUUCGGCUACGGCUUGUUACUCCAAAAGCGUUCACAAAUGUCAAGAGAUUAUUUUCAAGUUUUGACCGGAUGUUGAAGUUGUAUUAUUGCUACCUUGACUGGACACUCAAACAACUCUGGCAACAAAAUCAGUUUGUCUAGUCGCAAAUUGAACAAAAUUGUGUACUAAAUGGGAAGAUAUAAAUGUGCCUACCACUGCGAAAACUCCAGCGAUUCAGAUGUGAAGUUUUUUAAGUUUCCCUUGUACAAUCCCCGAAAACUCAAGAAAUGGCUUAUCAACAUGAAGUGGAAGGACUGGACCCCAUCUCGCUUCUCUGUGCUGUGCAUCAAUCAUUUUGAGGAACAAUACAUUGACCGAACAGGCAAAUGUGUGAAACUUAAAGAAAAUGCAGUUCCCACCAUAUUUUCAUCCCCUGACGACACACAGAAAAGAAAGGCUUCCAUCAACCCAAGAAGUAAGAAAUACAAGCCACCUGGUGUUAAAGCCUCACAGACGAGUCCAGCUCCUGCCACAGCAAAGCGAAGCGUCCAGAACAAAGAGCCCAGCCACCCAGAAGAAGAGCCUGCUGGAGACAAAGACCCAAAAAAGUCUGACAAAUGGAGGAUUAUAGUAGAUGAAGGGCUGAUGAAGAUCGAGUCAUUUCCACAUUUCUUCCAUGGAGAUUACUGUGUACCACGGGAUAUUCAGUGGGCUCCAGAUGAUAAUGUGAGUACAGAAUGUGAAGAUCCUGAAAACGUGAUAGAGGUGAAAGAGCCGUGGCAGUGGCUUGGUCUGGAUGUCAGAGGACCGCUGCCCCAAACAGUGAACGGACACAAAUACAUUUUGACUGUGACAGACUACCACUCCAAGUGGGUGGAAGCUGUGCCUAUGCAGUCGUGCCUCCCUUCACAUGUGGCGAAGCACAUCGUGGACAUCAUCGCCCACUUUGGAUACCCGCUCAGAAUCCUCUCCAGACUGCCUCAUGACAUAGUCCACAAGAUCAACAGAGAACUGAAAGAUCAGCUGAAGGUCACCAUCGCUCUUGUCGUCUAUCAUCAGCAGACUGGCACUGCAGAUUUGAUCACACAGCAGCUGAUUGACAGGAUGGUAAGUGAUCUAAUAGAGGAGCAUGCAGCUGAUUGGGAUGUCUACCUGCCUGCCAAGGUUUUCAGUCUGUGUUUCAAAGAGCAUUCAAAGACUAAGGAAAGGCCCUUUUCAAUGCUCUGCUGUAAGGGACUGGAGCCUGUCCAAUCCCCCAGAGGACUGAAUUAUUCUUAUUCCAAGAUCCGAGAGAGUGCUUUCGUGGUUAGAUAGAAGUUUAUUUGGUCAAUUGAUGUGGAAAUAAAACAGAGCUUGGAGUAUUUUUUGGCCAUGGAAGUGCUUUGACUUUUGAUAAGGAUUGUCAUGGAAACAUGCUGAAAUUCAUCUGGACUUCAUGGCCACAGUGGGAACGUGGUAACCCUGAUAGUUUGACCAGGAUGAGGACUUUGUUGACUGGACAGGCAUCUCAGAUGAAAGUGCAGAUUUCUACAGCGUCCUCCACUCUCCCAAGGACUCAGUGUAAUUUUCAACCUGUUCAAUUCAAAGUUUAUUUUCACUUUUACCCAUUUUUUGUUCAUCAUCUUAGUAGAAGGCCAUUUUCAGUCUUGUAUCAUAUUUUUGGAUGUAAUGUUUUAUUAUUUUUUGUUAACAUUGUACUACAAUGAAUUGUAAUAAAAAUGCUAAAUGCAUUGACAAACUAAAUAGAGGUCUUUUACAGUCCAACAUGGCCAACAGUUUAGAAAGUUUGAGUUGGCAAAUUUAAGGCUGCUGUGCCUGAUUGUUUGUUAUUGUUUUAUCCCUAUAAAAUGUAAGACGUCAAUAAACACGCUUUAAAUAAGAA